Molecule: messenger RNA, 1503 nt
Organism: Eufriesea mexicana
Lineage: Eukaryota; Metazoa; Arthropoda; Insecta; Hymenoptera; Apidae
Gene: tj
Product: Maf family bZIP transcription factor traffic jam
Exons: 5
Coding region: 1-1383 (460 amino acids)
Biological process (GO): regulation of transcription by RNA polymerase II
Cellular component (GO): nucleus
Molecular function (GO): RNA polymerase II cis-regulatory region sequence-specific DNA binding; DNA-binding transcription factor activity, RNA polymerase II-specific
Source: RefSeq, a predicted model, not a curated record
AUGGAAGCCGAGGAGCAUCUCGCGAGGGAAUACGUACAGGAGUUUGUUCUCGAUCAUCUCGAUCCCGCCGACGUUAAACGGGAGGUACGAAUCAGCUCUCCAAUGAUGGUGAACGGUAGCGUAGUGCAGUUACCUGGUCAGGUACAAACGCAAGGUCUGGCUCUGGCGCCUUUGACGCCGCCAGCGCACGAGUUAGAGCAGCCCCAUCCGCUUUACGGGCAGCCGCACAUUCAGGUGCAGCACGGUGUCCUGGUGAAGGCACCACCGGGUACAGCAUCGCAUCUGACGACUCUCUCGCAUCCUGGAACACCGCCGGACACGCCUCCGGUCUCGGCAUCACCGCCGCCGUUGCAGUUGCACCGGGGUGAGCGUGAUUCCCGCGACAGAGGUUUGUUCCUGCAUCUGCAACAGCCUGGAUCCAUCGUCCAGGACGAGAUGCAGGCAGGUACCGGUGGUAUGGGCUGGCUGACGCAGUCUCUCAGGCAGGAGCCGCUAGAUCUCAGGCCUCAUUGCCCUCAGGAGCAGACGCCGGAACCUCAUCAUGAGGCAUGGCCCUCUACGCCAACGCAUCAUCAUUUCCAAGACCUGCAGCAUCUGCAGCGUCACCCGAGACAUGGUGGAUACAUCACGAUGUCGGGCCACAUAGAGUACUAUGGGGGUGCAGGAGCAGGCGGCGGGAUGCUUCCCGCGGGCGGAAGUGGAAUGUCAGGGAUGGAAGACAGCAUGCAGGGCAUACCUAUGCAACCGGGAAGGCCGAUGAGCGUUUGUUCAGUGAGUUCUUGCGGCGCUGGUGGGCCUAGUCCGGCUCACCGACCAGGAAACGGUCUCUACCCGAACUGCGGGAGUAACAAUCCCCAGGAAGAACUCAUGAACGACGAGCUGCUCAUGUCGCUUUCCGUGCGCGAGUUGAACAAACGCCUCCAUGGUUGCCCGCGGGAAGAGGUCGUGCGUCUGAAGCAGAAGCGACGGACCUUGAAGAACCGUGGCUACGCUCAGAAUUGCCGUAGCAAGAGGCUGCAACAACGUCACGACCUCGAGACGACGAAUCGAAACCUGCAGAAUGAACUUCAGCGGGUGAAGAUCGAGCUGGCUCGGGUCCAGCAGGAACGCGAUCUCUACAAGCAACGAUGCGAGAUCCUGAGGACGCGACAGAGCCAUAAUCAUAAUCACAACCACAACCAUCAUCAGCAACAGGCGUCGCAGCCGCAGCAGCAGCCGCAGCCGCAGCAGCAGCAACAACAGCAGCCACAGCAGCAGCAGCAGCCACAGCCGCAGCAGCAUCAACCAGCGCAGAAUCAACAGCAGCAACCACCGCAACAACAGCAGCAGCCGCCGCAACAGCAACAUCAACCAGCGCCUGCCACCCCGGAAGUCUAUCUGUGACAUCGACAGCGCCGAGGAGGCGCUUGCUGGACCUGAACAGACAUCCGUCGUGAUCGCCAGGCUCUCGAUCGUGUCAUACCUGGCCGCGUGGGGUUGAAAAUAAUAGACCAGACAAGCGAC